Melampsora larici-populina 98AG31 is the source of this 3318-nucleotide messenger RNA. RefSeq lists its product as uncharacterized. The record is from RefSeq and is a predicted model, not a curated record. The coding region runs from base 1 to 3318 and encodes 1105 amino acids. NCBI's taxonomy places the organism in Eukaryota, Fungi, Basidiomycota, Pucciniomycetes, Pucciniales, Melampsoraceae. The transcript is spliced from 14 exons.
AUGGCAGAGAAAAUCACAGAUCAACAUUUAUCAAUAGAUCGUCAACAUUCAAGAGCUCCUUCUAUAACUCGUAAUACUUCACCAUUAAACUCAUCCUUCAGCUUACCAACCUUGGUGAGACAGAGUACCGUACCAGCACGUCGACCACUUAGUAGAUCAUCACAAAAUUCAAAUCAAGAAAAGAUGACUAAAUCACCAAUGACUAUAACACACAACAACAUCACAUUAGAAAACCAAUCUGAGAUCUUGAAUAGUUCUAAGAUUAAUACGAAUGGAAGAAAUCAUUUGGAAUUACAAACUGAAAUUAAAAGUGGACGACCAAAGACUGGAACAGUUAGUCAACAACGUCAUUAUUUACCACAAGAAGUGAAUGUCCCGAUUAGUCAUAAUUAUAAGAUUCCUAGUAUGAAUUAUCCAAUUAGAAUCGAACCAAUUGAAAGUUUUGAAAAUGGAAAGAAAAUUAACCAUUCUAGUUCGAUUUUCAAAAUAAGAGAUCCAAGAUUGAAUAGACAAAAAGAACAAGUGGUAGCUCAAAACCCAAGAAACGAGAUGAUGAAUGCUUUGAUAUCAGAGCGAUCGAAUGAAGUAAUCAAGCCAGCUCGAUCACCUGGUACAACUUCAAACAAUGGGUUUUUACAAUACACUGAAAUGCCUAAUACAUCAUUCGGAGUUGAAAGCAGUCUACCGCACAAUGAGGUCAUCGAGACUUCUAAUUACCCAUGGGGUAACAGUUCACGUUUCGGUCAACACACUCUUCCAAAUUUUCAAAACGGAACAAGCCUUAGCAAUCAAAACUUAAAAUGGGGUGAACCUUUAAUCAACCAAUCCAAGCAUGUUUCCGAACCUUGUAAUCCAGGGAUAGGUCAGAAGACCAUGAAGGAAAUAGGAUCCACCAAUCAGAUCUCAGACGAGGUGAUGCUAAAGGGAACUCCAGAAGUUGAUCCUACGAAAGAUGAAGAUUUGAAUACUCUAAAUGAUUUGAGACAAAGAGUGAAAAGAGCAGCUCAAAAAGGUGAUUUUGAUACCGCUGAUAAGCUCAUUAGGAUCCAUCAAUUCCUCGCACCUAGUUCACCAAUCAAAUCAGGAAGGCCUAGAAUUGAAACGAUUGAUUCAUCAUCUAAACCAUCUAGUUUAGUCUUAAAUCCUAUUACACCGGGUCCUACUCUUCAAAACGGUGGACUUUCAUUCGCAACAGGAGUGACAGCUUCAAUUGAGCUUGUUGGACUUACACCACAUUUUCAUGAAUUAUUUAAAAAAUUAACUGGAAAAUUACCAUUAACGAUCUUUAAUAAAGAUUGGUUAAGAUUAGCUCAUGAACAUGAUUUAUCAAAUCAUCAAUCACAAAAGAACGAUAAGAAUGGAAAGAUAAUUUAUCGAAUCUUUCCAUACCCAUCAGAAUGGAGUAUGUCUUUUGAUGAAUGGGAAUCGAAUUUAAAUUAUAUGAUCAGACUUGCACGUGAGAUUUAUAAAUUUGAUUUUUUUGCAAACGGAUUAAUUGUUCAUAGAGAAACGGUCAAAGAGAUUGGAAAGCAAUAUGGAUGGAUCACUGGAUUUAGGUAUUGUCAAAAAGUUAGACAUUCGGUUUUUACAUAUAAAGUUGGACUUGAAGGAAAAGAUACUCAAGAUAUAAGUGUAUGGAGGAAAGAUUUAGAAGAAUUAGCUCGUCAGGAAUCAGAACUUGCUGAUGAUUUAAGGUUUCAUGAUAAUCCUUAUAGAACUGGAGGUGAGAAAGAAGGAUAUGAUUUUUUGACUGGAAAACCACGUGAGAAUCAAAACAUUAAAGUUUUAAAGUCAAGCACUUCAAGAUCUUCUAAUUGGUCUCAAACUACUCAAACUGGAAAUGGUGGAAAGACUAAACGUCAUAAGCUUUGUACUGCACCUGAGAAUCAUCCUUAUAAAGGUAGAUCAUUUGAUCCUAAUUAUCGAGGACCUAUGAGGAAAACCGGGAAUAGAGAUGGUGAUGAAGAUAAAGACAUCGGUCGUAAAGGAAGUAGGGAUCCUAAUGAUCUCGGGACGAUCAGGAAACCGAAUCUUUUCAACUAUACAUGUUUAUCACCAGAGUUAAGUUCAGAGACUUGGAAACGCUUAAGUCUGGAUGAUUUUAUUCGAAAAUAUCCAAAUAGCGAACAGAUUUCAGUUCAGAAAUUUAUGGAACUUCAUGGAGCAAAUAACUUUCUUUGUGGUAUUGGUGAACAUUGUAAUGCCGGUCAGCUUUGCUCUCCAGUUGUUUCGGUCGAAGCUUGGAUGGUAGGAUUUGCUAUUCAACAAUAUAACAAUUAUAUGAAUAGUUGUUUUGAUGCUAUUGGAUAUUCGAUGUCAUCCACCUCAUCCGUUGUCAGCUCGAUGGUUGUAGAUCUAUUUGAAGAUUUUGGAAUCUCAAAAAUGCUCAUUAAUUUCAAAUCACUAAAACAUGACGUACUUUCAAUUGCUUUACUUUCAUUUUUCACUGGAAUCGCAUAUGCAAGUGGUAUGUAUUGGGGUUCAGCAUUCGGUGUAAUUCCUUUAUUGGCUUUUCUUUUUGUGGUCACAUCUACUGUGGAUUCAUCUUCUUCAGAACUUGUAGAACAAGAUUUCCCAAGAUGGAGUGAACUUUCAUUUCAAUUAACUGAAAUUCAACAAGAUCUUCAAAAAGAUUUAAAUCAAUAUUUAAAAAAUUCAUUACAAACUGGUCUUAGUAGUCAAACCGGUAUUUUAAAUGUGAUUAGUGGUGGAAUCUUUUUGGAAGACAAUCGGAUACCUAGUCCUUCUGAAAUCGAAAAAAGGAUGAAUCGACGUCUUCAAGCUAAGAUGUUGAAUAAGAUUAUGAGAUCAAAUAAUAUGUAUAUCACCCGUGCAAGUGAUCCUUGUCAUUUUUCUGGUGUGGCUGGAGCUCGUACAGGAAACAAUAUCAUGUCGUAUUGCGAUAAUAACGGAAUUCUAUGGGAAAUUGUUCGCGCGCACGGCAAGAAGGUCAUCCACGAGAUUUAUAAUGCUGAUUUGAUCUCAAAUCGAUACGGAUUCAGUAUUGAGACCAUUGUCAAUACUUCUUGGGCUUGUCAAACAAAAUACUCUGAGUUUGAGCAUGAACUUUUUAACUCAACAUCUCUUAUCAACAAUUCAACCGGAUUCCAAGAUCUGUCUAAUUCAAGAUCCAUGACUCAAAACGAUCCACUUAAUUCUUUAGGAUCACAUACUUUCAAUAAUUUGACAUCUUUAGAUGAAUGUCUUUUUAAUCUUCCAGUAUGUGAUUGUGCUUCUCCAGGAAUUAGCUUGGCAAGAGCUUCGAAACAUCAUCAUACAACAAAAAUUUGUAGAGAUAUUGGAAAAUUACCUAUAUAA